AUGCUGGGAAUUCAUCAAAAUCCUACGAGGCCCAAUUCUGCAAGGGGAGCUCCUGAUCAAACCUCGGAAAAGCCAUUGCGGGUGGCAUCUCAGAAGGAUGCUGCAUACCUCUCGCACACGACGGCUGAGAUUGUCGGCAAGCUCUGGAACUCCGACUGGAUGUCACUGAUGCCCAGCCGUGAUAGUAGUACAGAAAGCGAGUUUUGUAUCCAAGAUGUCCCAGUAGCCAAGAAGAUCUUGAGCGACUUGUCAUUUGGCCAAAUGCACAGCAGAAGAAAGUCCCUCAUUCCUUUUGUCGUACCUCGGCAAUGGAUGUUUUACAACAUCGCCGGAACCGACGCUACGGCCCCAAGCUGGACGCUGUCAGAACCGAAAGAAUCCCUCGAAACCCUGUGCUCUUUCCACCGCCAAGAAUUUCGACUAAUCAUCUUUCUCGACGGACUAGACGAGUUCGAUGGGCUCGACAGCUCCGAUGGGAACCCGAGCGCUCUCUUGGAUUGGAUAUCCGACACCUUGGAACGAUACAAGGUCAAGUUUUGCGUCUCUAGCCGACCCAUGAAUCACUUUGCCGAUACUUUCCGGGAAUAUCGCUCACUAGCAAUGCAACAACUAACGAGACGAGACAUACAAGCCGUCGUGGAGGCCAAGUUUGGCAAUUCCGCUGCCUACCAAGAAAUCAAGGUCUCCCACCCCAAAGACGCCGACCGGCUGGUCCGUGAAAUCAUCGACAAAGCAGAAGAGCAACCGGAGCCGUCAUUGCUUUGGGAACGGCUAUCAAGCAUACCUGGCGAUAUCGAGGGUCUGUACAAUUCGAUCUGGAGCUCUAUUCCGCCCAAGAGGCUCGCGACUACCUCGAAAAUACUCCAGACCUACCGAGCGCAGGAUAUCGAUACAAGUCUUGUGGCUUUUUGGCUCGCCUGUGUGGACGCCAACACCAAAGCCUCUGCACAAUUGGCUCCGACCGAAGAGCUCCUCAAGACCCCGCGUCGACGGGACGUCUUCGACUUUGCCCGCUCGGGCUUCAGCCGAAUUCACAGAAUACCAGUUCAGGCCAGGAUUAAUCGGGACCACAUGGUGCUGAGCCUCGACAACUUGAAUAGGAUAGCUUGCGAUAUUGUUGUAGCUGGCUGUAAGAGCGGUAACAUCAGCCACCAAUUAGCCGCCUACGCCAACGGCUCCAGUCCUGAGCGGUUCUCGAGAGCUGGCUGGCCGACCUUGAUGCUGGGCGAGAACAUUACGCAUCUCGAGCUGUCAUUCGUCGGUACUGCUGCUUCUGCGGGAUUCACCAGCUAUGUCAAGGCGAAGGUCGAAGCAGACCCGAGUUUCCUGGUUCCGAAAAGAGGGAGAGUCUCUCUGCUGGAAAACGCCAUCUUCCCCUAUCUCUAUACCGUCUGGGAAAUCGCCUCAUCCGACGCCUUUUUCCUCCCAGAUCUGAAGGAGACAAGAGAGCAGAGACUGAAAAUCAUCGAGCUCCUUCUCGGGGCGUCUGACGUCAAGCAUGAGACAGCGUUGGGUUGUUCGAUGUGCGAUGCUGUGCACAAAGCGAUGGUAGCGGUGCAUCCCGCAAUAUUGGACAGCCUACCAUGGUACGAGCAGGUCCUCCCAUUGCUUAAAACGCAUGGGUACACGGCAAACCAUAGCGGGGGCGAACGGAAGAAUGAAAUAAGGGGAGGAACCGAGGACGAAGCCAACUGGAAUGAUGUGCCCGUAAGAUGGCGCGGGUUUUCGGGGAUGGCUGAAGAUGAAAAAGGGAAGAGCGCAAAUGAGGAUUGA
Molecule: messenger RNA, 1773 nt
Organism: Chaetomium globosum CBS 148.51
Lineage: Eukaryota; Fungi; Ascomycota; Sordariomycetes; Sordariales; Chaetomiaceae
Exons: 4
Coding region: 1-1773 (590 amino acids)
Source: RefSeq, a predicted model, not a curated record